Molecule: messenger RNA, 489 nt
Organism: Echinostoma caproni
Lineage: Eukaryota; Metazoa; Platyhelminthes; Trematoda; Plagiorchiida; Echinostomatidae
Source: the annotation of a GenBank genome assembly
AUGUGCGAAACCCUGCUUCAAAACGACGACGUUGUCCAACUCCGCCGGCUUCUCCGGGGAAUUCCUUCCGACUGGGUCUAUGCAGAUUCCCGCACAGUGUCCGAUUGCAAAUCGCAUCAGUCCAUCUUAAAAUCUACGGCAAGAUUGGCAUUGGACGACGGGAACUUCACCUUGCUAUUUCAAAUUAUUGAAGAAAAUCACUUUGACUACGAACAUCAUAGCCUCCUUCAGCAAAUAUGGUAUCAGGCCCACUAUGCACAGGCGACACGCCGCCGCGGUAGACAACUGACUGCUGUUGACAAGUAUCGUCUGCGGCGACGCUAUCCGUUGCCGGCCACCAUUUGGGAUGGAGAAGAAACGGUGUAUUGUUUCAAACAGAAAGUGCGUGAAGUGCUCAAACAGUGCUACGAGCAGAAUAAAUACCCAAAUCCGUCAGAGAAAUAUGUCCUGGCCAGACAUACUGGAUUGACUUUCACUCAAGUAUGUUAA